GAAGAGCGUUUACUCGAUGACUGAAACGCUCACUAAAAAUGAGCUUCGAAGAUGCCUGCGACGGGGAAAACCGUGACAUUACGGAUGGGACAGGUUCCCGAGAAGCUUCAGAGCAUUCCUUGCCUUCUAAGCGUAGAAUCGCUCUCGUGCUGAGUUUCUUGUGUCUGGGAUGCCUUCUCCAGGGAGCGACUUACUCUCACGUGACGUCAUUCUUCAACAAGUAUGCGGUGCGGCACAAGUUUUUAUCGUCCACUCAAUACGGAAUCAUCAUGGGAUCGUACUGCCUCGUUUUCGUGAUCGUGACUCCAAUAGUUGCGAAAAUUGUGACUUCGAAACGUUUCGAGGAUAACUACGUUAUGUUCCUUGGGUGGGCAGUAGACGCUGUAUUCUGUAUAUUGACGUCGACCACGAGUCAUCUUAAGGAGGGAACUCACUUCUUUCUAGGGACCCUCACUUUACGCCUAUGCAGUGCAAUCGGCUGUGCGAUUGGUUUUUUCAUGCUGUACAUAGUGCUCGCGACUGAGAUGAACCAGAUCAAUCAUAUUGUGAUACCUUUGCUGGAAACAGUUUACGCCGUUUCCGUAAUGAUCGGACCAGCAUUCAGCGGUAUGCUCUAUGAUUACGGGGGCUAUCCACUCCCCUUUUGGGUUAUCGGGGGCAUUUUAUCGACUCUAACGGUGUCGGCUUUAUUAUUUUUCCCAAAACCUGUAGCAGUGAAACCUGAUCAAAAUGACGGAUGCAACCCGUCGGAGGGCCUAAUGCGGACUUUGGAGCUCCCGAUUAUCGUGAACGUACUGUGUGCGCUGAACGGCUUCGUUAUUAUUUCUUUCAACGAAUCGACGCUGGCCUUACAGCUCGAUUUGAAAUUCGGCAUGAGCACGUCAGAAUCGGGACGAAUGUUUUUCGCUGCAGGGAGCACGUACGCUUUCUCUAGUCUACUAUUCGGUUACAUCUCGAAGAGGAUCUCAGAUCCGCGCUAUCUUGUCAUCCUGGCUAACUCGAUUGCGAUCAUCGGCCUGAUUCUACAGGGACCGCUCAUCCCGAUCACACAGACGAAAAAUACCGUAAUCAUCGCUCAGAUGCUCUUGGGUUUCGGGCUGGGACCGACGUACGUCUGCUCGUUUCUGCAAGCGUUGAAGUAUCUCGACAGCGAGAGCAAAGACACCUACGCAGCGCUGUCGACAUUGUUCACACCGGCAACUUCGGUAGGAUGCACAAUAGGCCCUCUGAUGGCGGGACUCAUACUGGAGUAUUUUUCAUAUAAAACUGGGGUGAUGAUCAUUUCAGCGCAGCUUAUUUGCAUGAUGGGCUUUCUGAUCGCCACUGUGUUUUUCGCAACUCCAAGAAAGGUCGCGAAACCAGAACCACCCGUGAAACAGAUCUCAGUUUAG
Messenger RNA from Galendromus occidentalis (western predatory mite), 1391 nucleotides. RefSeq names its product MFS-type transporter SLC18B1. Gene Ontology annotation, biological process: transmembrane transport. The coding region runs from base 39 to 1391 and encodes 450 amino acids. The transcript has a single exon. Lineage: Eukaryota; Metazoa; Arthropoda; Arachnida; Mesostigmata; Phytoseiidae. Gene Ontology annotation, molecular function: transmembrane transporter activity. The record is from RefSeq and is a predicted model, not a curated record.